Cladocopium goreaui is the source of this 576-nucleotide messenger RNA. NCBI's taxonomy places the organism in Eukaryota, Dinophyceae, Suessiales, Symbiodiniaceae. The record is from the annotation of a GenBank genome assembly.
AUGCUGCUGGCCGUGUUGUGUGUCCUGGCCCGGACGCCGAAGGCUGAAAGGGCCGACAAGGCCGAGGCCGGUAGAGACCGAUGCCAAGAGACCAGGGUCAAUCGAUGCUUCCCAAGUGCACUUGUGGUUCACAUCCAGGCGUUGCAACUUGCGGCAGAAAAGAUGAGCCAAUCCUGGGUGGUGGAUAUUGUCUCCGAUUUUGUGAGCGAUACCGUGAGCGGCAUCGCCGAUGGCGUGCAUGGCAUGCUGAACUUCGCCACUGGCUCGGACGAUGCAAGCGGCGCAGCGGCUGGGGUACAGGAAACGCAUUUGGUCAAGAUUGUGAUUGCAGAGUUGAUUGGUGCAGAAAGGACACUGGGCCUCAGAAUCGAAAAUCGCGUCAUCACAGCCUUUACCAAACCAGAGGCUGCACGCUUUGGCUGGCGCCUGGGUGACGUGAUCCAGGCAGUGGCCCGUCAGCGCACACCCACACAGGAGGUGCUACUGGAGAAGAUCGGAAGCUUCAAAGAGGCGCUACGAACGAAUGGCACUCCCAUGGAAUUCCUGGUUGAGAGGUUAGGCGCCAGACCCAACUGA